Molecule: messenger RNA, 561 nt
Organism: Gongylonema pulchrum
Lineage: Eukaryota; Metazoa; Nematoda; Chromadorea; Rhabditida; Gongylonematidae
Source: the annotation of a GenBank genome assembly
AUGAAACGAUGGUCUGUUUCAGAAGGUCCUGGUAUCGAGGGAAACGGCAACUUCUUCGGCGAGCAGCAAUCCCCCAGACAAUUGCUUGCUCCAACAGCUGAACCCGAGGGCCAACCCCGGCAGUUCAUCGAAAUGGACGUACAAGGGGCAGUCAAUUAUAAUCGUGUUGCUAAUAUUUUUGGUCAUGAAAUGGCGAAAAUGAUUUGCAGUCGCCAUCCGGCCAUGGCCUCAUCGAAGACUGUGCUCAACAAAUUGGCUGACUUUAUACUGAACGAACAUAUGGGCAACCGGGACAGCCAGCCCGCGAGCAACAGUCAGUCUGUCAGCCAAAUACUGGAGGAAUAUAAGGAUAACGGGAGCACUGCCAUUCACAUAGUCGCGAAUGGCAGUCAGACUACGGCGGGUACCAAUUCGGUUAUCGAGAGUGAGCUAAUCCGUAUAGAGCCGGAUUUGAUUCCAGCGGCCAUGAACCUGGAAGAUGGACUGACUGAAGAUACUGGUACUGGAUCUGACACUGAUGGCGAGGAAAUAGACCUCAUUCAGUUUUCGGAUUCAGAAUAG